GGGUGUGCAAAAAAUUGACAUUUGAAAAGCAGCUGCAAGCAAGGCGGGGAUUUCGCGCCGCAUGCAAAAACACGCCGUUCUUCAUUUAUUCUUCAAUUAAUUGCAGUAGUGCUCAGUGCAUUUUGAUAUUCAUAGUUUGUGAAGUUUAAUAAAGAAAUAGUUACUGAAAAUGUCGCUUGCAUUUCAAAAUGCAGAUUCUGUUAAACAAGCGCUCUUUGAAGAGUUACAAAACUUACUUAGCUCUGAUACGAGCGUACUGCAGUCAGCUGAACAAAAAAUAAAGCACCUCGAAUACACCGAAGGUUAUGGCGUUUACUUAUCCGAGCUAAUUAUGAAUCAAUCUUUCGAUUUGCCAUUGCGACAGAUUGCUUGUAUUAUGCUGACCAGGUACGUCGAGAAUCAUUGGUGUGAUGGUGAUGAUGUUGCAACAGAUCAAGCAAAGCGUACCAUACGAAAUAUUUUACCUAAUGGAUUGUACGAUCCCAACUCAAAGAUACGUUCUUCCGUGGCGCAUACAAUUUCCACAAUUGCAACGACUGAUUGGCCAACCGUUUGGACGGAAUUAUUUGAUAUUAUCAUUAAGUGUUUGGGUGGCAAUGAGGAUUCGAUACAUGGUGCUAUGCAGAUCUUACAAGAUUUUUCAUACGAUGACAAGCAAGUAAAGGAAUUGGGGCCGGUUGUCAUCUCUGAAGUUUAUCGUAUCUUUGAAUCUGAGCAAAACUAUAGCAUUAAAACACGUACAUCGGCUAUAAAGAUAUUGAAGUCACUUUUCCUAUCUAUUAGCAUAAAUAUUGCUGAUAAAACUGAACAAGCAACAAUGAUGAAUUCCAUUUUAAAUAAUUUUAUGGAGAAACUCCUGCACUACCUAGCAAUGAACUGCGGCGCAACGUCAAACUUUAUGCUUAGAACGGAAAUUGUGAAAUUGCUAACGUUCCUGGUAACUGAGAUGCCAAAAUAUAUACAACCUUACAUGGAGCGUAUUCUACCAAUCAUCUGGCAGCUACUUACACAGAUCGCAGAUGUUUUUGUAAAAGUAACCGUCAACCAAAUCGAACCAAAUCCAUUCCCUGUAACCGAAUCUGUAGAAGAUGAUGAACUCACAAACUUCUCAACCAUGAUUAUACAAAUCUUUGAAUUUAUACAGUGUAUUAUUUGUGCACAAAAAUUCCGUUCCGUUAUCAAAAGUGUGCUGGCCGACUUAAUUUAUAUUGUGAUUGUUUACAUACAAGUGCCUGAGGAACAAAUCGAAGAUUGGAAUGAUGAUCCUGAAAAAUUUGUCGAUGACGAGGAGGAAGGUGGUGUUGAGUUAACAAUUCGCUUGUGUGGCCAAGACGUUUUGAGUGCUCUCUGUGAUGAACUCGGCGCUAAAGUAUUGCCAUCAUUGCAAGAAGCGCUCGGUCGCCAUAUGAAUGUUGCGGAGGCUGAAAAAAGUGCACGAAAUCCCAAUUGGUGGAAAAUACAGGAAGCUUGUAUGGUUGCUGUGCACGCAUAUCGUGAACUUAUACUGGAGACUGAAGAUCAAUUCGAUUUACUGAACUAUCUUACACUCGUACGGAACUUACUGAAUUAUCAAGAUUCGGCGCAUCUAGUUGGACGCGCUUUGUGGACAUUGAGCACUUAUUCAAAGUCAAAACUUUACAAUCCGCAGAUGUUGGAAGAAAUUUUAGUGGCAACAAUGCAAAGUUUGUCUCCUGAAAAAUCCAUUGUUUUGAAAAUUAGUGCAGUGAGAGCUAUACACGGUUUUGUGCAAGCGCAUGAAAAAUCGGAAGGCGAUAAACGUGCUUUGAUUCAAGCAAAACUACCAGGCUUCGUCGAUGGCAUACUAGAAAUUAUACCCGGUUGUAAGUCAUCAGUACUCACACUUGUUUUGGAGUGCUUGACUACAAUCAUAACAUUUGAUCCCUCAUUUGCUGCUCAGGCGCAAUCUAAGCUGAUACCAUUAACAAUUGCUGUGUUCCUAAAGUAUCCGGAAGAUCCCUACAUACUGGAGAUUGUACAAGAUCUCAUUAAAGCGCUCUUGCAAAAUCCUCUCUGUUUGGAGCCGUUGCAAGAAAAGUUCAUCCCUACUAUUGUUAGCAUACUCUCAUUGCAAGGUGAACAAGCGAACACCGCAAAGCAAGACAUUGCCCUGGAUGUAUUGACCACAAUUGUGCGUUAUUCGAAACCACCGCUAUCAGCAGCACUGGUGGAAAGCGCAUUCCCCGCUAUGGUACACUGUGUACUCAGUUCCGAUGAUAAUGCUGUAAUGGUAUCGGGUGGUGAAUGCUUAAGAGCUUUUAUAUUUGUUUCACCCGAACAGAUAUGCUCUUAUAAAAAUGGAGAAGGUCUCAAUUUCAUUAUGCAAUUGACCACAAUGUUACUAAACCCAAUGAAUAACGAAAUGACUGCCGGUCAGGUGGAUCGUUUGGUUAUAACCAUCAUAACCAAAAUGGGUAAUAUGCUUGGUGAGAAUGUGGAUCUCCUAUUGAAGGCUGUAAUCAGUAAAAUGCAACUUGCGGAAUGUCUUAAAGUGAUCAUGAGUUUGGUGGUAAUAUUUGCACACCUUUUCUUAACACAAAUGGAUGCAGUACUGAAUUUCCUAUCAACUGUACCCGGUCCCACAGGCGAGCCAGCUAUGCAAUUCGUAUUCAGUAAUUGGUUGGCAAAACAAACUUCCUUCUUUGGCACUUUUGAGCGAAAGGUGACUACAAUGGCGCUCUGUAAGCUUUUUGAGUACGGCGUAACCACCCAAGAUACGCGCCUUACAUCAAUCACUGUUAAGGAGCAAGUCAUAACUGAUUCCACCAGUCCGCGCGUGAAAACACGUUCACAAGCGGCAGCUGCCCAACAAUGGGUUACAAUUCCUGCUUUGGUCAAAAUAUUUAAACUACUUGUAAAUGAGCUGGCUCAUUUAAAAGAAGCGAAUCUCGCUGAAUGUGAAGAGGACUCCGACGAUGAUGAUGAUCCUUCUAGUAGCGCAGCCGGUGAUAAACCCUCUGGAAACUCACCACCGAAACCACGUUUUGUCUCUGAUUUGUAUUUCAAUGAGGAUGAUGAUGAGAACACCGACGAUGAUCAACUCACACAAGAACUCAUGAAGGACCCACUGUUCCAAACGAAUAUGGAGGAGAACCUCACGAAAUUCCUACAACACUUCUCCAGUAAUGAACAUUUCGGCAUGUUUGUUAGCCACUUAAACGCAGCUGAGAAGCAAGUGCUCAAGUCUAUCCAAGUCGAUGUGGCAUAAAAGCCUCCAGUGUAUCUAAUUUUUCCUUAAUCACGCAGUAAAAGAAAAACUCAUACUCUUUGCAAAUUUUUUUACAAGCGAUAACUACGAAAAUUAAUUUGAUAAAAUUCAUACUCUUUGUAUUAGAGGGCGUUGAAAUAUUUUUGCUAUGAAUUGUUUAUAUAGAUACUUGCAACGUUAAAUGUUUACAUUAUUUAAAUUGUUUUCUUUUUUUUUAUACCGCAGUAUGCGAUGACGCCUAACUAUUUCAUUGGCCUGGAAAUAAAAGGCAAAGUUAACAAGA
Zeugodacus cucurbitae (melon fly) is the source of this 3509-nucleotide messenger RNA. RefSeq names its product importin-9 (gene Ipo9). Gene Ontology annotation, cellular component: cytosol; nuclear envelope. Lineage: Eukaryota; Metazoa; Arthropoda; Insecta; Diptera; Tephritidae. Gene Ontology annotation, molecular function: small GTPase binding. Gene Ontology annotation, biological process: protein import into nucleus. The transcript has 7 exons. Bases 170 to 3226 code for a protein of 1018 amino acids. The record is from RefSeq and is a predicted model, not a curated record.